Molecule: messenger RNA, 4790 nt
Organism: Pecten maximus
Lineage: Eukaryota; Metazoa; Mollusca; Bivalvia; Pectinida; Pectinidae
Exons: 2
Coding region: 288-1031 (247 amino acids)
Source: RefSeq, a predicted model, not a curated record
GAAGAAGCUCGACCAUUACAAAGCGAGAACACACCUACUGCAUAUCACACUUGGACCGUGAUAAAUUUGAUACCCACGACUUCCUCAAACAUGUAUGUCAGAUCGAGUCGGACUCGCAUCCUGCCGCUAUCCAAUAUCUCGGGAGGGACCCCAAGAAACCGACCCGCCAAGGCCCAAGGCGUCACCGGACGGCCCCGGGCGAUUCUGAACAAGAUUCUGACAGCGAACAUCAGCCAUCCCCCGUUCCAGUACGGACACCUAACUUCAACCAAGCUCGUAAAUCUCUUAUGCUUCCACCUACCACGCAAAUAGUGCUGCCAGAGAAUCGGACUCGGGAAGAAUCGGUGGCCGUAGAGGAUCAAAAGUGUACCAUCAAAAAAGAAAGUCUCCCUUCUCUGGACAGGAAGAAGUCUAUAUACCUCCAGAUCGCGGCAGUGACAAGUAAAACAGAAGAUAACACGUGUGCCAGCAGUGACUCAGAGUCGGAACACGACUCCGACAGCGAUCUGUUCCAUACCGAUGGAAAAAACAAAUCGUUCAUGGCGUGGAUGCAAGAUCAGAAAAGCGACAAAGACAAAAUUGCCCUGGCACGAAUUCAAUUUAAGCGAGUAGAUCCUCUUGUACAUAGAAGAAACGAAUUCCACAAGUGGUUAGCAGAUAGAAAAGAGCGAAGAGAUCGAAGUGAACGUAAAUAUUCUCAUCUUUUAGAACCGAGCGGCCAUGGCGACGUGAAUCAUUUGUUAGUACCUCAGAACCUGGCCACCAGCAAUGGGAUGUCUUCCCUAUCACCAACGGUCAGGCAAUUGCCAUCUUUUCACAGUGUCGGCAAAAUGGUAGGUAACAUGGCAAACAUGAAAAAGCGCCCAAUCAAAGACAGAAUGAGUGAAUUCUGUAAAAAGUGUGACGAUCUGAAACUAGAAAACGCAAAUGUCGAAUUGACGGACGCUCAAAAAAAGAGGCGCUGGAAAAUGAUGACCAAAGGAGUGCGAGCCGCUCUCGCCGAAUCUAGUGAUGAUGAUGACGAAGUGUAAAUGGUGUUUGAUUAAAAUUCUCUGCGGAUAUAAGUGCUUUACAGAAUGCUUUUAAUGGACCACGUCAUGGUAUUGUUAGACGAACCGUAAAGUGUUCCGUUGUAAAGUGAAUGCAAUACAUUUGAGAUAAAUGCCUUACAAUGACCAUCAAUUUGUGUAGUACUUUGACGUUACGGAAAACAGUGACGUUACAGUCUACGACAGUAAACAAUGACCUUACAGCCUAUAGCAGUAAACGGUAACGUAACAGUCGACAGCUGUAAACAGUGACGUAACAGUCUACAGCAGUAAACAGAGACGUUACAGUCUACAGCAGUAAACAGUGACGUUACAGUCUACAGCAGUAAACAGUGACGUUACAGUCGACAGCAGUAAACAGUGACGUUACAGUCUACAGCAGUAAACAGUGACGUUACAGUCUACAGCAGUAAACAGUGACGUUACAGUCUACAGCAGUAAACAGUGACGUUACAGUCUACAGCAGUAAACAGUGACGUUACAGUCUACAACAGUAAAUAGUGACGUUACAGUCUACAACAGUAAACAGUGACGUUAGUCUACAGCAGUAAACAGUGACGUUACAGUCUACAGCAGUAAACAGUGACGUUACAGUCUACAGCAAUAAACAGUAGCGUUACAGUCUACUGCAGUAAACAGUGAAGUUACAGUCGACAGCAGUAAACAGUGACGUUACAGUCUACAGCAGUAAACAGUGACGUUACAGUCGACAGCAGUAAACAGUGACGUUACAGUCUACAACAGUAAACAGUGGCGUUACAGUCUACAACAGUAAACAGUGACGUUACAGUCUACAGCAGUAAACAGUGACGUUACAGUCUACAUCAGUAAACAGUGACGUUACAGUCGACAGCAGUAAACAGUGACGUUACAGUCUACAGCAGUAAACAGUGGCGUUACAGUCUACAGCAGUAAACAGUAACGUUAGUCGACAGCAGUAAACAGUGACGUUACAGUUUACAGCAGUAAACAGUGACGUUACAGUCUACAACAGUAAACAGUGGCAUUACAGUCUACAGCAGUAAACAGUGACGUUAGUCUACAGCAGUAAACAGUGACGUUACAGUCUACAGCAGUAAACAGUGACGAUACAGUCGACAGCCGUAAACAGUGACGUUAGUCUACCUCAGUAAGCAGUGACGUUCCAGUCUACAACAGUAAACAGUGACGUUACAGUCUACAGCAGUAAACAGUGACGUUACAGUCUACAGCCGUAAACAGUGACGUUAGUCUACAGCAGUAAACAGUGACGUUACAGUCGACAGCAGUAAACAGUGAAGUUAGUCUACAGCAGUAAACAGUGACGUUAGUCUACAGCAGUAAACAGUGACGUUACAGUCUACAGCAGUAAACAGUGACGUUACAGUCUACAGCAGUAAACAGUGACGUUACAGUCGACAGCAGUAAACCGUGACAUUACAGUCGACAGCAGUUAACAGUGGCGUUACAGUCUACAGCAGUAAACAGUGACGUUACAGUCGACAGCAGUAAACAGUGACGUUACAGUCUACAGCAGUAAACAGUGACGUUAGUCUACAGCAGUAAACAGUGACGUUAGUCUACAGCAGUAAAGUGAUGUUACAGUCGACAGCAGUAAAUAGUGACGUUAGUCUACAGCAGUAAACAGUGACGUUACAGUCUACAGCAGUAAACAGUGACGUUACAGUCUAAACAGUAAACAGUGACGUUACAGUUUACAGCAGUAAACAGUGACGUUACAGUCUACAGCAGUGAACAGUGACGUUAGUCUACAGCAGUAAACAGUGACGUUAUAGUCUACAGCAGUAAACAGUGACGUUACAGUCUACAACAGUAAAUAGUGACGUUACAGUCUACAACAGUAAACAGUGACGUUACAGUCUACAGCAGUAAACAGUGACGUUACAGUCGACAGCAGUAAACAGUGACGUUACAGUCUAAACAGUGACGUUACAGUCUACAGCAGUAAACAGUGACGUUACAGUCUACAGCCGUAAACAGUGACGUUAGUCUACAGCAGUAAACAGUGACGUUACAGUCGACAGCAGUAAACAGUGACGUUAGUCUACAGCAGUAAACAGUGAUGUUACAGUCUACAGCAGUAAACAGUGACGUUACAGUCUACAGCAGUAAACAGUGACGUUACAGUCUACAGCAGUAAAUAGUGACGUUACAGUCUACAGCAGUAAACAGUGACAUUACAGUCUACAGCAGUAAACAGUGACGUUAGUCUACAGCAGUAAACAGUGACGUUAGUCUACAGCAGUAAACAGUGACGUUACAGUCUACAGCAGUAAACAGUGACGUUACAGUCUACAGCAGUAAACAGUGAUGUUAGUCUACAGCAGUAAACAGUGACGUUAGUCUACAGCAGUAAACAGUGACAUUAGUCUACAGCAGUAAACAGUGACGUUAGUCUACAGCAGUAAACAGUGACGUUACAGUCUACAGCAGUAAACAGUGACGUUAGUCUACAGCAGUAAACAGUGACGUUAGUCUACAGCAGUAAACAGUGACGUUAGUCUACAGCAGUAAACAGUGACAUUAGUCUACAGCAGUAAACAGUGACGUUAGUCUACAGCAGUGAACAGUGACGUUAGUCUACAGCAGUAAACAGUGACGUUAGUCUACAGCAGUAAACAGUGACGUUACAGUCUACAGCAGUAAACAGUGACGUUACAGUCUACAGCAGUAAACAGUGACGUUAGUCUACAGCAGUGAACAGUGACGUUAGUCUACAGCAGUAAACAGUGACGUUAGUCUACAGCAGUAAACAGUGACGUUACAGUCUACAGCAGUAAACAGUGACGUUAGUCUACAGCAGUGAACAGUGACGUUAGUCUACAGCAGUAAACAGUGACGUUACAGUCUACAGCAGUAAACAGUGACGUUACAGUCUACAGCAGUAAACAGUGACGUUAGUCUACAGCAGUGAACAGUGACGUUACAGUCUACAGCAGUUAACAGUGUAAUAUUUUUGAAGAUAAAGAUUCAAAUAGAGCUGAGAAGACUUUGAAUGAUUUGUCAAAUAUUUUAGCUUCGGCAUGAUCAGGAUUGUGUACACCGAUUUCUACAUUUUAUACGAGAUUAAGUUAAUUUUGAUGUUGUGAUAUUCUCACCUUUGUCCGGAUUGACUGCAGGAAGAACGCUAACAGUAGUGCCACACAUCCAUUAUAUUUAAUAGUUCAAAUUGCUUUAUGGAUAAGACAAUUCACCAUAUAUCACAGUUGUUUUGAUCGGUCAGUCAUGAGUGUCUUAGACAAUGGACAAUUCAUAAACAAUGAGCUGUUAGUCUUGCUCUAGUGUUAGGAUAUGUUUAUAAGAAUCGGUUGGUCGAUUUCUGUACAUCUCAUAACCCGGUGAACUGUCAUUGAGGUAAUGUAUUACCUUGCAUGGUUCAAAUUUAUGUUAUAGUCAGAGAAGUUUCAAUUUGUAUGCACUAAUUAUCAAUAAAAACGUUCAGGCCACAGAUCAUGCUUGGUUUAGGGUUUCUUUAAUACACAACAAGAAAACUAAUAUAUAACUAAAACAACCAGGUAUUUAUCACAUUUUAUUUUUCUUUUACAUUCCGUUAUCCAAGCCAAUGGAUAAUACACUGAACAUUUCACAUGAGACGAAUUCAACAAAGGGAGAUAAUGCUUUAUGGAAUGUUUCCGUUUCCCAUGAUUAGAAUUUAGAAAUUCAAAUAAAAUAGGGCAAAAUGAAUCCUUACUUGGAAAUCGUAAUGUACUGAUCAUUUAAAUGGUAUGAUUGGCAAAAAAA